Rotaria sp. Silwood1 is the source of this 921-nucleotide messenger RNA. The record is from the annotation of a GenBank genome assembly. Lineage: Eukaryota; Metazoa; Rotifera; Eurotatoria; Philodinida; Philodinidae.
AUGUGUGCAAGUUCCAUUGAUAUUCAUCCGAGUGCAAAAUGGGCACAGAAUGGUAUCACUGUUGCUGGAGGAAAUGGAUCGGGCAGUGGAACCAAUCAACUUUCUCUUCCAUGGGGUUUGUACAUCGAUGAUGAUCAAUCCAUUUAUGUCGCUGAUCGGGAUAAUCAUCGUAUUGUGGAACGAAAAUCUGGUGCAACGAAUGGCACAGUAGUUGCUGGUGGAAAUGGAUCAGGUAAUGGAGCUCAUCAGUUAAACUACCCAUAUGAUGUGAUUAUCAACAAAGAGAGCGAUAGUUUCAUCAUCAGCGAUGGACGGAAUAAAAGAGUAGUUCGAUGGCCUCGUCGAAAUGGUACUAGUGGAGAAACAAUUAUUUCAAAUAUCGCUUGCUAUGGUUUGACAAUGAACGACAAUGAUUUUCUCUAUGUCGUUAACAUUGGAAAACAUGAAGUGAGACGAUAUAAAAUUGGUGAUAUUAAAGGAACAGUAGUUGCAGGUGGCAAUGGAGAAGGAAAUCGUCUCGAUCAACUCUCUUAUCCCCGCUACGUAUUUGUCGAUCGAGAUCAUUCAGUUUAUGUGUCUGAUUGUUACACUCAUCGUGUAAUGAAAUGGGAAGAAGGUGCAACACAAGGCAUUGUCGUAGCCGGUGGUCAAGGAGAAGGAAAUAGUCUUACACAAAUGUAUUAUCCUCAAGGAGUCGUUGUCGAUCAAUUGGGUACUGUCUAUGUGGCUGAUCUAGGGAAUCAUCGAAUCAUGCGUUGGCCAAAAGGAGCCACACAAGGAAAUGUCAUUAUUGGUGGAAACGGUUGGGGAGUACAGUCGAAUCAACUUAAGUGUCCCGCAGAUUUAUCAUUCGAUCGACAUAGUAAUCUCUAUGUCGUCGAUAACGGAAAUGAUCGAGUACAAAAAUUUAAUAUCCAAUAA